AUGGCUUCGAACCAACCACAGAUCCCCAAGAAGAUGAGGGCGAUACAGGUAGUCGAAUUCAAGAAACCGUACCAGAUUCGUGAGGUGAGGGGACCUCGCCCUUCUAACAAUUGCCAAAAUUUGCGAACCCAACUGAUAGAACAUCUCCCAGGUCGACGUCCCUCAACCUUCUGCUCUCACCCCACCCGACAUCCUCGUAAAAGUAGCCGUGGCAUCCAACUGCCACACCGACGGCAUGGUGCAACAAGGCGUCUUCGGCGCCCCUCUGCCACAGAUAGCCUCCCACGAAGGAAGCGGCACCAUCGUCGCCCUCGGCUCCGACGCCUCGCAGAAGUUCAAACUCGGAGACCGAGUCAUGUGCGGGUUGCCUUUACAUCCCUGUGGAGCGUGUGGCGACUGUCUGGGCCCGGAAAACCAACGGCAGUAUUGCACACACAUCCAGGGCCACAUCGGCGUCACGACGAAUGGAUGUUUUGCGGAAUAUGCGGUCUGCGAUAUGAGGAAUACGACGAAAUUGCCGGAUGCGGUGAGUUUUAUGAGUGCGGCUCCGCUGGCUUGUGCGGGAAGGACGGUUUUCAGGAGUAUUCUGAAGACGGGCUUGAAGAGUGGGGAGUGGAUUGCCUUUGUGGGAUCAGGGGGUGGAUUGGGACAUUUGGGGAUCCAGUUCGCCAAGGCGAUGGGGUUGAAAGUUAUUGGUGUGGAUGCUAGGGAUGAAGGGCUGGAGUUGUCGAAGCAUUAUGGUGCGGAUAUUAUUGCGGAUGCGAGGAAGGGGAAAGAGGAUGUUGUGAAGGAGAUCCAUGGUGUGACAAAUGGGCAAGGCGUGGAUAGCGCGGUGUGCUUGUCGGAUCAUAAGGAUGCUGCGGGCAUCGCGUGUGCCGUGACGAAGAUGCACGGGACGAUGGUGCAGAUUGCACAGCCGGAUAUCAUUGAGAUUCCUUUCCCGGAGAUCAUCUUCCGAGACAUCAGGGUUGUGGGCUCCUUGAUUUCGAGUGCAGAGGAGAGUAUGCAGAUGUUGGAUGUGAUUGCGAAGCACGGUGUGACGGUGACCACGCAGCACUUCCAAGGACUGGACAAGAUCGAGGAGCUGGUUGAGAAGGUGCACAGCGGCAAGCUCAAGGGUAAAGCCAUCAUUAUCGUGGAUCCAGAGCAGAUUGAACACGAGAAGAAGAUUGGGGCCAAAUUCUAG
This is a messenger RNA of Lecanosticta acicola, 1186 nucleotides long. Lineage: Eukaryota; Fungi; Ascomycota; Dothideomycetes; Mycosphaerellales; Mycosphaerellaceae. The record is from the annotation of a GenBank genome assembly.